Molecule: messenger RNA, 1583 nt
Organism: Anopheles arabiensis
Lineage: Eukaryota; Metazoa; Arthropoda; Insecta; Diptera; Culicidae
Product: solute carrier family 25 member 40-like
Exons: 3
Coding region: 183-1379 (398 amino acids)
Biological process (GO): mitochondrial transmembrane transport
Source: RefSeq, a predicted model, not a curated record
ACCAGAUUGCUUCUGUCAAUAGUCCACACUCGCUGGGGCACUCGUUCUAUUUUCUACUGCAAACGUACUUUUACGUAUCGCCAAGAUGUUUCUAAUUAACCCUUGAAAAAGUUUACCCAUCGAGAGGAUUCUUCAGCCGCAACGCGCGUAUUGUGAAAUCAAACCCAGCAGAAAAACGCACAAUGGCUCGCAGUGUGGGCAGCAGUGUCGCAGUAGCGCCAGGAGAAGAUAUGGACGACAGCCGCUUUCGGAUUCGACCCUAUCAGCAGAUACUAUCAUCCUGUAGCGGUGCAUUGGUAACGUCGCUAUUUAUGACUCCACUGGACGUGGUCAAGACUCGCCUGCAGGCACAACAGAAGGUACUGAUAUCAAACAAAUGCUAUCUGUACUGCAACGGGCUGAUGGAUCAUAUCUGUCCCUGCGGUCCGAACGGUCCGAUGACCCCGGCGACAAUCAGCAAGCGUCCCCUACACUUCACCGGAACGAUCGAUGCGUUUACCAAAAUCAGUCGCUACGAGGGCGUCCCGUCGCUCUGGUCAGGGCUCGGGCCCACGCUGAUACUGGCCCUGCCCACGACGGUCAUUUACUUUGUUGCGUACGAACAAUUCCGCAUCCGGCUGAAGGAACUGUACCAAAGAAGGAAAGGGCGGGACGCUGAGCUGCCGAUCUGGUUGCCCCUGCUGGCCGGCAGCUCGGCCCGCGUACUCGCCGUCACCAUCGUGAAUCCGCUCGAGCUGAUCCGCACCAAGAUGCAGUCGGAGAAGCUGAGCUAUCGGGAGGUAGGGCAGGCGUUCCGCAGCAUGCUCCGGGUGCAGGGCAUUCUGGGGCUGUGGAAAGGAUUCUUUCCCACGAUUCUGCGCGAUGUGCCGUUCAGCGGCAUCUACUGGACGACGUACGAAUCGUUCAAGAAGCACUUCAACGUCAGCCAACCGACGUUUGCGUUCAGCUUCGCCGGCGGUGCCAUUUCCGGCGGGGUGGCCGCCUUCUUCACCGUACCGUUCGACGUGGUCAAAACGCACCAGCAGAUCGCGUUCGGGGAGCAGUUCCUGUACGCGCAGAACGGUGACAGCAAAGCGGCCGGGCCGAAGAAACCCGUCCGAUCCAUCGGUACGUUCGAGACGAUGGGAAGGAUAUUCCAGAUGAACGGUAUCCGGGGGCUGUUCGCGGGCUUAACGCCGCGCCUGGUCAAGGUGGCACCGGCGUGCGCCAUCAUGAUCGCAUCGUUCGAGUAUGGCAAGAACUUUUUCUACCGCUACAAUGUGCAGCGCUACCAGGAGCGCAAGGACCGAGUGGCGUCCGGUUCCGGCGACAGUUCUGUGGUUAGUAGCAGUUCCUCCGCUUCGCUCGUUAAUCGCGCACGCCAGAUAAACAAGUACUAAGAAGAAGAACAUUUUUUUUUCAAUCUCCAGUAACAUUUGGCAAGCGUCCUCAUCUCACGCAUCCUUCCCCUCACAAUCUCACGCGCGCGCUGGUUGCGGAAUGUGAGAAAAGCACAACAACACGUGCUGCUGCAACUAACUGCAGCGCAACUGAUUGCCGCCACCGUGUACAAUAAAUUGUUAGUCAUUUGUUGGUCCAACUGA